Messenger RNA from Sinocyclocheilus anshuiensis, 5011 nucleotides. Its product is annotated as ephrin type-A receptor 2-like. The record is from RefSeq and is a predicted model, not a curated record. Gene Ontology annotation, molecular function: ATP binding; protein binding; transmembrane-ephrin receptor activity. The coding region runs from base 100 to 3051 and encodes 983 amino acids. Gene Ontology annotation, biological process: protein phosphorylation; axon guidance; ephrin receptor signaling pathway. Lineage: Eukaryota; Metazoa; Chordata; Actinopteri; Cypriniformes; Cyprinidae. The transcript has 17 exons. Gene Ontology annotation, cellular component: plasma membrane; dendrite.
UCCGCGUUUCUCACAAUAUGAGUCUGUCGAGAGCGCAGCUGGAGCAGCAACUGGACUGAGCGUGGAGCAGACAACAUCACUGUCCACUCCGAACACAAAAUGGAUUACAGACGGGUUAAGCGUAUUUUAUUUGUCAGUGUAUUUAUGAACUUUGUAUUUAUUUCUCUUCAGAAAAAGGAAGAGGUGCUGUUGGAUAUGGUGGCUUCGGGAGCAGAGUUGGGUUGGUUGACAUCGCCUGUAGAGCACGGGUGGGAGAUAGGCCAGCGGGCUGUGAAUGGCUCUCUGUUGUAUAACUAUUAUAUAUGUAACGUGGAGGAACGAGAACAAGACAACUGGCUUCGUACUACAUUCAUCCAGCGCCACCCCACAGCCUCUCGGGUCUUCGUGGAGCUGCGAUUUGUAGUCCGUGAUUGCAACUCUUUCAAUGCAGACUCGCUUAUCUGCAAGGAGACCUUUAACUUGUACGCCUCUGAGGCCGACGCGGACAUUGGCACUGCUUUCCGCAAAGGCCUGUUCCGCAAAGUGGCCACCAUUGCUCCAGAUGAAAUAUCCAGCCUUGGGGAGAUGAAGAUGAACAUUGAGACAAAAGUAGUGGAUAAUCUUUCUCGCAAGGGCUUCUACUUGGCCUUCCAGGACAUUGGGGCCUGCGUCGCCAUCUACUCUGUCAGGGUUUACUAUAAAACUUGUCCAGCAACAGUGAAGAGCUUGGCAGAGUUCCCUGAGACUGUGGCAGGGGGAGAGAAUCAAGCCCUACGGGAGGUGGCUGGAAGUUGCGUCUCAAAUGCUGUAAGCGAGGACCAACCUCGCAUUUAUUGCACCACGGAUGGGGAAUGGGUGGUACCUGUGAGCCAAUGCCAGUGCAGACCUGGGUUCGAAGCCAUGAACGAUGCAUGCCAAGAAUGUCAGUCUGGCUUCUUCAAAUCGUCAGUGUCCAGUGAGGCCUGCAAACCCUGUCCAAAAAACACCCAGCCCUCAGGUCAUGGCGCCACCAGCUGCACCUGCAAGGACGGCUUUUAUCGAGCAACUGAGGACCCCAAAACGGCCGUUUGCUCUGGUUUACCCUCCGCUCCUCAGAGUCUGGUGGCCACCACAGCUCAGAUGUCAAUAGGCAGGCUUCAAUUGUCAUGGAGGCCCCCUGCAGACACCGGCGGACGCAGUGAUAUCACAUACACUGUGGUUUGCGAGCGUUGUGAGGGGAGGGCAUGUCAGCCUUGUGGCGAGAAAGUGCGUUUAGAUCCAAGCAACACUGACCUGAAGGAGACCAGAGUCACUGUGAGUGAACUGGAGCCCCUUUUGAACUACACCUUCACCGUGGAGGCACGGAGCGGAGUGUCCCAGUUCAGCAAUAAGAGAGCCACCAGCAGCAUCAACACUGCUUUACAUUAUACAGAUCCCCCAAAAGUGACUGCGAUGCAUCUUGUGGACAGCAGCUCCACCAGCCUGUCGCUUCAGUGGUCUGUUUCUCACCGUUCCAAGCCAGUUGCCACACGUUAUGAACUGAUGUAUCGCAAAAAGGAAAAUGAUGAGGAGAUAGCCAAUGGAAAGGUCACUACCUACACUGUGCUGGUGCUGGAAAAGAACUUGGUUCAGAUCAGUGAUCUGUCUCCUUCCACCGUCUACUUGUUUAAAGUUCAAGCUCUCAGCCCAGAAGGAAACCCAGGCAGCUACAGCUUGGAACAGGAGUUUUCAACGCUCCCGCAAGCUUCUCAAAAACCAGGAAACACAGCAGUGAUCCUCGGGGCAGCAAUCGGAGGAGGCGUCAUGCUUUUCAUCGUGGUAGUGGUCCUGCUUCUGCGAAAACGGCGAAGAAACUCUCACACCAGACAAGGGCCAGAGGAUGCCUAUUUCUCCAGCCCAGACCAGUUGAAGCCGUUGAAGACCUACGUUGAUCCUCACACGUAUGAAGACCCCAACACGGCGGUGCUCAAGUUUGCCAGCGAGAUCCAUCCUAGUCACAUCACAAAGCAGAAAGUCAUCGGAGCAGGUGAGUUUGGAGAGGUGUAUCGAGGAAUUCUGAAAGCUCCCAGUCGCAAGGAAACAGCGGUAGCAAUAAAGACGCUAAAGCCAGGAUACACAGAGAAACAGAGGCAGGACUUCCUCAGUGAGGCCAGCAUCAUGGGACAGUUCUCACAUCAGAACAUCAUCCGACUGGAGGGGGUGGUCACCAAAUUCAAGCAUGCCAUGAUUGUGACUGAGUACAUGGAAAAUGGAGCUCUUGAUAAAUACCUGAAGGACCAUGAUGGCGACAUGUCAUCCUUCCAGUUGGUUGGUAUGCUCCGUGGCAUUGCGGCCGGAAUGAAAUAUCUCUUAGACAUGAGCUAUGUACACAGGGAUCUGGCUGCCAGAAACAUCUUGGUCAACAGCAACCUGGAGUGCAAGGUGUCUGACUUUGGUUUGUCACGUGUUUUGGAGGACGACCCUGAAGGAACCUACACCACAAGCGGAGGUAAAAUUCCGAUUCGUUGGACUGCUCCGGAGGCCAUAGCUUAUAGGAAAUUCACGUCAGCAAGUGAUGUGUGGAGUUUUGGCAUUGUCAUGUGGGAGGUCAUGGCCUUUGGAGAGAGGCCCUAUUGGGACAUGAGUAACCAUGAGGUAAUGAAGGCCAUUAAUGAGGCUUUCCGCCUUCCUGCUCCAAUGGACUGCCCCUCUGCGGUCUAUCAGCUGAUGUUACAGUGCUGGCUGCAAGAUCGCUCCAAACGGCCCCGCUUUGGCGACAUUGUCAGCAUACUAGACAAACUCCUCAAGAGCCCAGAUUCUCUGAAGGCCAUUGCAGAUUUUGACCCUCGAGUUUCCAUUCGGCUUCCCAGCACCAGUGGCUCAGAUGGCUCUCCCUUCAGGUCUGUGGCCGAGUGGCUGGAGUCCAUCAAGAUGAACCAGUACAGUGAAAACUUCAGCAUAGCCGGAAUCGUCAGCAUGGAGCAGGUGCUGCAGAUGAAGAGCGAGGAUAUUCGUAACAUUGGCGUCCGUCUGCCGGGCCAUCUGAAGAGGAUUGCCUACAGCAUCUUGGGGCUUAAGGACCAGACGAGCACCCUGAGUGUGUUUGCAGUGUGAACUGUCUUUAAAAUGCACCGAAGGGACUGAACCCUUUGGCCGUGGACUGAAUAAACUCUCAGCUGCCUCGGGAUUGGACUGCAGGGACAGCCCUUGACCUGGCCAUAACCCUCCAGUGCAGCGAGAUGGACUCUCACCGCUGUGGAGACGAGUAGCAUGUGGUGUACUUAUCAAAAAUGGAGGAAGUGUAAAACAAUCAAAAAGCUAUUGAUGUAUGCAUCAAACCAUGUAUAUUAGAUAUAUAUUUUACGAUACGCAUACGUUUAUUUUUUAGAGAAGAUAUAGUCAAUUCUUUGGUAUCGUUUUUUAAAUUUUUUGUUUAGUUUCAUAUGCAUGCUUAAUAAUUUUCGCCGGAGAGCGAUCAAUACUAGUUAGCACUCACUCUACGCUCAGAUCUUAUGUUGCUCCUCCAAUGCUGUUGGCACUGUAUUGCUCUGUACUUUUCAGCAAUACGAGAGAAAACCAGACCCACAGGUCUUUCUGUACCAGAAACGUGGACUCAAAGCUGGCGGUUAUGGGUUUAACGUAAGACUUAACCAUGUUCUGCUGAGAUCAAGGUGAUUGUAAUGAUCUCUGGUUUCUAUCAUGCUCGAGUUGGCCAUGAUUUGAUGUCUCGCACGAUGACAUUUCUUUACAAUUGCACUCUCAGCGCUAUAUGCUUUGGACCAUCAAGUUUAAAGUUUCUGGUUUAGAUGAAACGGAGCAGCGAGGCGUUCCUUAAAUCCUGUGUUUUCUCUGCAAACAAGAAGAGAGGAGGCACCGCCAUGAAAUAGCACUUAAAUCAGAAAUCUCAACAGCUGUCUCAUCCCUUAUCGUUAUGAAAGGUUACGGCAGCGAUGACAUUAAGGAUCGAAGGGAACAAAGAGUGAGCGAAAUGAUAUUUCUAGAUGUUGAAUGCAGAUGGGUUCUUCCAUACUUAGAAAUGACAUAUUUAGUGUUUGUUUGCAGUUGAUACUGUGUUUCAUGUCUUUUUUUAAAGUGGGACGUUGAUACUGGCAAACUGCAGGACUUCUUUGGAAAGGGGAAUUUGUCAUUUUUGAUCACCCAUCUUGGUUCUGACCUUUUUCUAAACAUUGAAAUUUGAAACGCUCAGUACAAACAUACAUAUUUCCAAACAAAAUACAGUUUGAUUGGGCCAAUUGUUUUGUAUUUUAUUUAAUAGUCUAUUUAUUUUUUACUUUAUUUAUUGUUUUAAUGACACUGAAUUGGGAUUUAUUUGUAAUGGAAGUUUGUCUUUCAGUCACAAUAAAAUCUUUGUGUCUUCAAUGUCACAUCAAUUUCUUUACUUGUUUCUUAAACAAUAAAAAGGCAUAAUAGAAUAGAAAUGAAGUUGCUGCUUCUGAUUACAGCUUCAUUGUAAUGCAUUAAGCACUGCCGUAGUGAGCAAGUCAAUACAGCUCAAGGAUGCAUGACUGCAUUAUCUAAUUGGUCAAAGCAGUCCCUAUUUAAUUAGUUGCCGGUUUGCAGUCCAUCUGUAAACUAUGACAGAAACCAUUGAACCUUAUAACCCGUGCAGGACAAUUUACUUUGUUCUCAAUUUAGCCCCUCCUGUCCAUAACCGCAGCCUCACUGAACCCAAAUUAAGAGAGGCGCCCAGAGUAUUGAAUUUAUCAGCUGCUGUUGAGUGAUGCAGGCAACAAUGCCACUAAUGCACCCUUUUGAUAAGGUGGAAAAUGUCAUGGUUGGAAUGUAAAUAUUUAUAUACGAAAAUAAUCGGACUGGGGAAGCUGGCUAAAGAAUGAAAUGCCAUCAUGGAAGUCAGACAGGUAGAGCAGGGAAACAAAAUGUCCCGUAUCCGUUUCUUUGACCUGCAUUAUGUCUGCAUGUCUGUCAUUGUCUAGGUAGCUUCGUCAUCUUUUGUUCAAAUGCCCUUGCACGUGUGUCCUGGAAUUAUGUAUUUUAGUUUUACACAAUAUGUGCCUCAUCUCAUGUGCUUCAGUGUGUAUGCUGUAAAAAAAAU